Messenger RNA from Solenopsis invicta (red fire ant), 783 nucleotides. RefSeq names its product cuticle protein 18.7. Lineage: Eukaryota; Metazoa; Arthropoda; Insecta; Hymenoptera; Formicidae. The coding region runs from base 108 to 623 and encodes 171 amino acids. The transcript has 3 exons. The record is from RefSeq and is a predicted model, not a curated record.
ACAUAUAUAAAAGGGGAUCCGAGCCUCGACACGAUACGACAUAGCAGUCCAUACCUUAGGGCGAGUACUGGUAAUCAUCCAGCAGCGCUUGAUCACACUGAUAAGACAUGAGGGUUCUCAUCGCUCUAAUCGCAUUCUGCGCCAUCGCGGCCGCAACACCGGCCUAUUCGACAUAUCACGGCGUGCCGCUCGGACUAGACGGGAGGGUUCUGGACACGCCGGAGGUAGCGCGGGCGAAAGCGGCGCAUCUCGCUACCCAGGCUUACGAGGCCGCCAGGAACACGCUCGGCUACGGAUACGUGCCCGCCGUUUAUGCACCUGCAAUUUAUGCACCUGCGAUUACGUACGGCGCGCCCAUCGGAGCGGACGGCCGGGUGGUAGACACACCUGAGGUCGCCCAGGCCAAGGCUGCCCAUCUCGCCGCUCACGCCCAAGAGGUUGCCAAGACAGUCGGUCUGGUUCCAUACGGUGCUCUGGCAUACGCCGCUUCGCCUGCGUUCUACACUUACAGUUACGCUCCACUUGGACCUGACGGCAGAGUAAUUGACACCCCUGAAGUGGCCCAGGCUAAAGCUGCACACUUGGCCGCGCACGCCCAGGCAGCUGCUCGAAGUGUUGAUUGAGUUAGGCAACCAUCGGAAAACCGUGUUUUGAUAAAAUCUAACUAUCUCUUCCCAAUCGUAAAAGAACAAACGGAGAUACCUGUGCCAUGUUUUGUAUGGAUCUGAUGUGAGGAAACUUUGACAAUAAACAAGCCAUUUUUAAGAAUUUCUGAAAUAAAAA